This is a messenger RNA of Drosophila miranda, 3967 nucleotides long. It is a transcript of the gene Grip91, whose product is annotated as gamma-tubulin complex component 3. Gene Ontology annotation, cellular component: centrosome; gamma-tubulin small complex; spindle pole. Gene Ontology annotation, molecular function: gamma-tubulin binding; microtubule minus-end binding. The coding region runs from base 325 to 3069 and encodes 914 amino acids. Lineage: Eukaryota; Metazoa; Arthropoda; Insecta; Diptera; Drosophilidae. The record is from RefSeq and is a predicted model, not a curated record. The transcript is spliced from 5 exons. Gene Ontology annotation, biological process: mitotic cell cycle; spindle assembly; meiotic cell cycle.
GAGGGUCAGACCGUAUAGGCUUGCGAUGAAGCUGAACACUAAAUUUGUUGUUUAUUAAAUUGAUUAUUCAUUAUAUGCAUAUGGUUUCUGCGUUAAACUAAUUUUUCACUAGUCGCAACCAGUCUCCACAGAUCUUAAUAGCGAAACAGUACGCCUAGGCAGUUUACCAAAGUAUUUGUCAAACAGUUGUUUUCUUUUUGUUAUCCCUUGUACGGCAAACGCCAUCCAUCGCUUUAGAAUCGCUUCUGUGCUUGUGGUUUUGAUUUGCGCGCGCGGCUAGAUAAGUUUCUGGCUCGUCUGGGCUUCGGUUGCCAAACAACGAAUAUGUCCAACGAAAAUGUGGGGAGUAAAGCAGAGGGCCUGGAUCCACCGACGCCAGUUCACUAUAUAACGAAGCUGCUGUCAAAUAUAUGCUUAUCCAUAAACGGCCCCCAGCGAGCCGAGGAGCAUGAUCGUCUGGUUAACAAUGCUUUGAAGACCAUAAUGGAAAAGCCCAACUCGUUGAACGAGGGAAGGCCGACCAUGUGCGAGGAUGAUUGUGUGAUCAAAAUUCUGAAUAUCCUAAACGCAAAGGCAAAUCCAAAUGGCAAAAAAGAGCAGAUGCCCGGAAAUGUGUUCCUGAAAACGUACACCAAGUUGUUGAAGCUAGACACGGAUGAAAAGCAACGCGAAGCCUUGAUGAACUUUUUGCUGGAUAUUCUGGAUAAUGCACAGUCCACGUUCUUGCGUCCCACGACACUGAUGGCGAACGGAAAGGAUGGUGGUGGUGAUGGUCACAAGGAUAUCCUAAGAGAGGUGCUGUCUGAGAGAUUGAGUCGUAGUUAUCCCUAUCGCAAGCAGCAGAAUGGUGGAAGUGAAUCCAGUGAACGCGUCGCCUACAGCUAUGAUCCCGGCCAGUCAAUUGCCGGUUUGGGCCAGGUGCAAAUGCCUAACUACACAGAUCAGCUGUUUAAUCAACAGGAUGUGGAUGAAACCUUGGACAUUGUCACGAAUGUCCUGUUCUCGUUUACGGGCAUUCAGGGCAAGUAUCUAAGAAAGGAUGUCGUCACUGGCCGCUUCAAGCUGGACACGGCGAACACCAAUUUGCUGACAACGGGCGAUGCCGGCCUCAUGCUGCGCCUCUCCGAACUGGGCUACUAUCACGAUCGUGUGGCCGAAUUCGCCGAUCCCUCGAAGGGUUACAGCGCCCUGGGCUGCAUGGGUCAGGCCCUCACAUGCUUUCUGCGCAAGGAGCUUGGGGCCUAUCAUGGCGAAGUGGCUUUGCUGCACGAUCAGGUAAAUGACUUCAAGAAGGCCCAAGUGAAGCGGGGCUUUGUCGAUCGCGAGCAGGAGUGGCUCGAUAGCCAGCGGGAGCAGGUGACGCUAUUCAAGCUGCUCGUGUGGUACACAAAGCCCCUACAUCGUAUGCAAUGGCUGACCAAAAUUGCCCAUUCCUGCAUGAUGAAAAAGGGGGGAGAGCUCACGUCCGUGGUGUGGGACUUCCUGGAUAAUGGCCAUCCUGCGGUAGAUAAAUUGGUGAUUGAUCUGCUCACGGCCAUGUGUCGCCCGCUGACGCGCAUGAUCUCCCAAUGGAUGCUCGAUGGCGACAUAACGGAUUUACACAACGAGUUCUUUGUGGAGUCCCUGACCGAUAUCGGGCCCGAUCGCCUGUGGCACGAUAAGUUUCGUGUGCGCACCGCCAUGCAGCCGAAAUUUAUUGGCCAAGAGCUGGCUGAUAAAAUCCUAAGGACCGGGAAGAGCAUUAAUUUUCUGCGCGAAGUGUGCGAAAUGAAUGAAUUGGUCAAGGGUCAGGGGGAGCUCAAGAAGAUCAUGGAAUCGAAUGCUGGCGACAUUUUCUCCUACACACAGGACACAAAGUGGCAUGCGGCUAUAGAGAUCUGCUACCAGAACACCGCCAAGCAUGUCCUCGACUACAUGGUGGGUCCCCACAAGCUCUUGGAGCAUUUGCAAUGCAUGCGACGCUACUUGCUGCUCGGCCAAGGGGAUUUUGUCAGCAUCUUUAUCGAACAUAUGAAAGACGAACUGGAGAAGCCAGGCACUGAAAUCUUUGCCCACGAUCUGUCGGCCAUGCUGGACACUGCCCUGCGCUGCACCAAUGCCCAGUACGAUGAUCCAGAGAUCUUAAACCAUUUGGAUGUGGUGGCACAGCCACCCUUUUUGGGCGACACGGGCUGGGACAUUGUGUCGCUGCAGUAUGUCGUCCAAGGGCCGCUGGCCACCAUGCUGGAGCCGACCAUGUCCACGUACAAGGCGCUGUUUAAGCCACUGUGGCGCAUGAAGCACAUGGAGUUUGUGCUUUCGACAAAGAUCUGGAAAGAGCAGAUGACCAAUGGAAAGAAAUUACGCAAGAUGAAUGCGGAAAUUGGCAAGGCUUCGUACAAGCUUCACCUCUUCACGUCCGAGAUUAUGCACUUCAUCCAUCAAAUGCAAUAUUACGUACUGUUCGAGGUCAUCGAAUGCAAUUGGGUGGAGUUGCAGAAGCAAAUGCAGCAGGCGACCGGACUAGAUAAGAUUCUCGAUGCCCAUGAGAAGUUCCUUGAGACCAUUACCGUGGGAUGUUUUAUCAAUUCGGUGACCGACAAGGAACGGCAUCUGGAAACCGUCUUCGAGAACAUUAUAGCCCUGGAAAUCUGGCAGGCCAGCUUCUACAAAGAUUGCUUCAAGGAACAAAAUGCCCGCGAUGAGUUAGAAAAGAAAAUUGUCGCCUCCGAGGAGGAGGGUCGCUUUGGCGUGACCACAGAAGAGAAAAUGGAACGGGAUCAGGAGCGGAAGAUGUUUGAGCAGAAGCUGAUUAUCGCCUGUCGCGGACUCAGUGACAUUUCCUGUGCCUAUGAGAAGGCAGUGAGUGGCUUUAUGAUGUGCCUCAAUUCCAGCGAAGAUCCACAACUGCAGCUCUUCGGCACAAGGCUCGAUUUCAAUGAAUUCUACAAGAAGCGUGACACCAAUCUCAGCAAGCCCCUUACCUUCGAGCAUAUGCGCAUGAGCAACGUGUACAAUAGCAAUAAGAAUAAUUCAACAGGUAGUCGUUUCGUCAUCAAUUCCCAGGCAUCUUCAACGCCGGCAAUGUAACGGUUGGUAUUGGAUCGCUUGUCGCGUUCAAUCAUAGUCAACCCACCAUAUUCACGUGUCAAUAAGAAAAUCAACCACAACGGCGGCGACAACGAUGUGGACAUUUUCCAUAUAAACUAUGAUAUUAGACCGGGGGGCUCCUGUAGUUGCGGAAUAUUAUAGAUAUUAGAAAAAGGCUAGGUCUCACAAUUCUACUAAGUGUGAUCUGUACGAACAGCACGACAGAAACUCAUCAUGAUAUAAUGAUGAUGAUCGAAACAAACGCUUCGAAGAAUCUGGCACAAUCUAUCCAGCAUUUUAGUCUAAUUUGGUUGCUAUAAGCGAUCCGAUAGAGAAUCGAGAAUAAGUAUUGAAAUUAAUUAUUAAAAUGAAGUAUUGAAAUGAAUGAUAAUUAUUAGUAUUACGAAUGAUAAUACUAAACAAUUGCUUUAGAAUCGAGAAUGUUGAGUAUUCUGUAUUGAAAUAUGAGUACAGGAACGUUUUUAAAUGGAAAUAUUUUAAACAGCGCACAUUUUUUCGGACUGAAGAAAUUUUCGAGCUUACUUUGACUAUUUUUUUUUCCAGAUUAUAGGGUGUAAAGAGUUAGUUUUAAAAAACUUGGAAGAAUGUUUUCAUUUUUCCACAAAUGUUUUGGUUAGUUGUUGAAAAGAAGCAGAGUAUUUAAAGAUUUAAAGGAGUCCGAACGUUUUAAAAUGUACAUGUUUUAAAUUGUUGUUGGCCAGCGGUAGUUAAAAUAAAUGUUAAGUGGCAAAAAAAAUAUAUUUUAUUUUGAUUUUUUUGAACACUUGAUUUAUUUUAAUUUUUGUAGCCGCUAGGGCUGUAAAACCGUCGCUAUAUCGACAUUUUCAUCGAAAUUUUUGUUAAAUAAAGUCUCGUUAUAAAGGGUUAUUUUUUUAAA